AUGAUUCGUAUGAAUGCGUACGGCUGGUGGCUGCUGUUGCUGCUGGUCUCGACGUGUGCGGUCGGCGUCACGGCGGUCGAUCGAAGCAAGUUUCGAACCUGUCAGCAAACGAGUUUUUGUCGACGCCAUCGGGGCAACCAUUCCAGCCGACUGUACGAAUACAAACUCAUUGCGGAUUCCGUACACUUUCAUGCACCGCACGAAGCGUCAUCUGCGGAACAUCCCGCCGAUACGGAUCCGGAUGAAAAAGAAAAAAAGAGCGUGUGGCAGAGUCUGCAGCGUCGCUUGCUGGGUCAGCAUCACGUCCACAACGGUGACAACGGCAAACUCGAUCCGUACGUGCGCGGCCCUCCUCCGACGUUGACCGGUACAGUAUACAAUGUAGCGGAUGAAACUUCCUCCGGAUCCCACGAAGAAUUACUCUUCUCCGUGUCCGCCAUGUCGGAUGGGCUGGUAAGAGUGCGAUUGACGGAACGCUACGGAGUCGCCGGCAGUGCCCACGAACACGCCCGCGUCACCUACGACGAUCUCGUAUUGGAACACAAGGAAUGGACAUCUGCAUCGCAUGCGCAGUGGCUGCGUCCGGAGGAUCCGCAAACGACCGCGACCUUGGAGUCUUUGGUACCCUCGGGAAGUCACGUUUCGAACUACAUGGGCCUGAAAUACGGUGAUGGCGUCGAUAGCUCCAACACUCCAACUUUGGAUUGGAUUUUGCUGAUUCAGCUGCAGCCGUUUGCGGUCGGAUUAUAUCAAGCAAAUGACAUUGGCAGUGGCGCCAAGGUUGUGCUCAAUGCGGAACAAAUGAUGCACUUUGAAACACGACGGCACAAGGACGGCGCCUCCGAGCCGGAUACUAC
Molecule: messenger RNA, 857 nt
Organism: Phaeodactylum tricornutum CCAP 1055/1
Lineage: Eukaryota; Bacillariophyta; Bacillariophyceae; Surirellales; Neidiaceae
Exons: 1
Source: RefSeq, a predicted model, not a curated record